CGAGCAGCCGCGCGCCCGGACCGGCAGCCCACCCUGCAGGGAGCGACCAUGUCGCCAUUUCUUCGAAUUGGUUUGUCCAACUUCGACUGUGGGUCCUGCCAGCCGUGUCAGGGAGAGGCCGUUAACCCUUACUGUGCUGUGCUUGUCAAAGAAUAUGUUGAAUCAGAGAAUGGGCAAAUGUAUGUCCAGAAGAAGCCAACUAUGUACCCUCCCUGGGACAGCACUUUUGAUGCCCAUAUCAACAAGGGGAGAGUAAUGCAGAUCAUCGUGAAGGGCAAAAAUGUGGACCUAAUAUCCGAAACUACCGUUGAACUCUACUCGCUGGCCGAGAGAUGCAGGAAGAACAAUGGGAAGACGGAGAUAUGGUUAGAGCUGAAACCUCAAGGCCGAAUGCUAAUGAACGCAAGAUACUUUCUGGAAAUGAGUGACACAAAGGACAUGAGUGAAUUUGAGAAUGAAGGUUUCUUUGCCUUGCAUCACCGCCGAGGAGCCAUCAAACAGGCUAAGGUGCACCACGUCAAGUGCCAUGAGUUCACCGCCACCUUCUUCCCACAACCCACGUUUUGCUCUGUCUGCCAUGAGUUUGUCUGGGGUCUGAACAAACAGGGCUACCAGUGUCGACAAUGUAACGCGGCAAUUCACAAGAAGUGUAUCGAUAAAGUUAUAGCAAAGUGCACAGGAUCAGCUAUCAACAGCCGAGAAACAAUGUUCCACAAGGAGAGGUUCAAAAUUGACAUGCCGCACAGAUUUAAAGUCUACAAUUACAAGAGCCCCACCUUCUGUGAACACUGUGGGACCCUGCUGUGGGGCCUGGCGAGGCAAGGCCUCAAGUGUGACGCAUGUGGCAUGAAUGUACAUCACAGAUGCCAGACAAAGGUGGCCAACCUUUGUGGCAUCAACCAGAAGCUAAUGGCUGAAGCCCUGGCGAUGAUCGAGAGCACUCAACAGGCUCGCUGCUUAAGAGAUUCCGAACACAUCUGCAGAGAAGGUCCAGUUGAAAUUGGUCUCCCCUGCUCCAUAAAGGGUGAAGCAAAGCUGCCACAUGUACCAGCACUGGGGAAAAGAGAGCCUCAGGGAAUCUCCUGGGAGUCUCCCUUGGAUGAGGUAGAGAAAAUGUGCCAUCAUCCAGAACCUGAACUGAAGGUAGAAAGACCAUCUCUACAUAUGAAAUUAAAAAUCGAGGAUUUUAUCUUGCACAAAAUGUUGGGGAAAGGAAGUUUUGGCAAGGUCUUUCUAGCAGAGUUCAAGAAAACCAAUCAAUUUUUUGCAAUAAAAGCCUUAAAGAAAGACGUAGUUUUGAUGGAUGAUGACGUUGAGUGUACGAUGGUAGAGAAGAGAGUCCUCUCCUUGGCCUGGGAGCAUCCGUUCUUAACGCACAUGUUCUGUACAUUCCAGACCAAGGAAAACCUCUUUUUUGUGAUGGAGUAUCUCAACGGAGGAGACUUAAUGUACCACAUUCAGAGCUGUCACAAGUUCGAUCUUUCCAGAGCAACGUUUUAUGCUGCUGAAAUCAUUCUCGGGCUGCAGUUCCUCCAUUCUAAAGGCAUUGUCUACAGGGACCUGAAGCUAGAUAACAUCCUGUUAGACAAAGAUGGACAUAUCAAAAUCGCGGACUUUGGAAUGUGCAAGGAGAACAUGUUAGGAGAUGCCAAGACCAACACUUUCUGCGGAACCCCUGACUACAUCGCCCCGGAGAUCUUGCUGGGUCAGAAAUACAACCAUUCUGUUGACUGGUGGUCCUUUGGAGUUCUCCUCUAUGAAAUGCUGAUCGGUCAGUCACCAUUCCACGGGCAAGAUGAAGAAGAGCUCUUCCACUCCAUCCGCAUGGACAAUCCCUUUUACCCACGAUGGCUUGAGAAGGAGGCCAAGGACCUUUUAGUGAAGCUCUUCGUGAGAGAGCCUGAAAAGAGGCUGGGAGUGAGAGGAGACAUCCGCCAGCACCCUUUGUUUCGGGAGAUCAACUGGGAAGAGCUUGAAAGAAAGGAGAUUGACCCACCGUUCAGGCCUAAAGUGAAAUCACCGUAUGACUGCAGCAACUUUGACAAAGAAUUCCUAAAUGAGAAACCCCGGCUGUCGUUCGCCGACAGGGCCCUCAUCAACAGUAUGGACCAGAACAUGUUCAGAAACUUUUCCUUCAUUAACCCGGGGAUGGAGAAGCUGAUAUCCUCCAGACACGCGAAGGAAGUUGCCUUCUCCCCGUGAACUGGUUCAAGGGACGCUCCUUGGGUUCCUUUUCAACUUGGAAAAGAAAAGAAACACUCAACGGUAAAGGCUGAGUCCUUUCAGCUCCUCACUGACUUUGUAGCAGAAAUCAAUCUACUUCACUAAUGAUGACGCCCUCCGGUUUCUCUCCUGUCAUCUUUCACAGCCACUCCUGAAGUUAGGUCCUUACUAACCACAGUUAUUUACUUGAAAGAUGGUUCUCUGCACAGUGAAGAUUAGGAGACUUAAUCCUGCUCUAAAUUACAGUUCUUCACUGGGGCACCAACUGCAGGUCAAUGAAAUACUUGAUGACCCAAGGAGAAGAGUGAGUACAGACUUCUCAAGACGGAAGCAGCACGUCGCCUGGUGCAGUAGUGGAUUUCGUUCAGCCACAGACGAGUGACCACUAACCCAUUUUAUUCUGUUCACAUCUGUGGAAGGGUAAAUGGUGGUGGGGAAAGCCCUGAGUAGGUUUUUAUGGGAAUUCUUCACAAUAAACAUAGCUUGUAACUUGAGAUUUUCAAAUCCGUUCAUUCUGAUUACCCAUGAAAUUCAUGGGAAAGAGGAAAGUGGGAAGAGCUCACGUCACUGACAUGGCAGCUUUGAUACAACGACUACUCUGGUUCUCUUGUCAACGUAGAUAAUAAAUUUAGAAUCCAACAGAUAGAAUCAUUUUACUCCUGCCAAUAAAACCUUUCCAUCUAUCCAUUCUCAGUUGAUUUCAGUAUCAGGGGCAGUCACUCAUUACCAGCCUCACAUUAUAACAAGAAAAGAAAUGAAGUGCAUAGUUCUUCUAGGAGAAAAGAAAACCAAUCCCUUAUUAGACCAUUACUGAUGAUUCGAUGACUCGUAAGUCCCUCUGUAGGCAUCAUUCAAGACAAAAGACCCAUGCACGCUACUUGUAGCAGUCAAUCUUGUUGAAUUAGAAUUCUAGCUAUACAUUUUUUGGUAUCUGUGCUGUUUGUAUAUUUUGAUAAAAUGUUGUGACUUAAUGACACAAAGGUGGAUAUGUAAAAAUGGAAUGAAAGA
Diceros bicornis minor is the source of this 3231-nucleotide messenger RNA. RefSeq names its product protein kinase C theta (gene PRKCQ). Gene Ontology annotation, biological process: protein phosphorylation. Lineage: Eukaryota; Metazoa; Chordata; Mammalia; Perissodactyla; Rhinocerotidae. Gene Ontology annotation, molecular function: diacylglycerol-dependent serine/threonine kinase activity; ATP binding. The coding region runs from base 49 to 2202 and encodes 717 amino acids. The record is from RefSeq and is a predicted model, not a curated record. The transcript has 18 exons.